Acanthisitta chloris (rifleman) is the source of this 2319-nucleotide messenger RNA. RefSeq names its product extracellular matrix protein FRAS1-like. The record is from RefSeq and is a predicted model, not a curated record. The transcript is spliced from 18 exons. The annotation marks the transcript as partial. Gene Ontology annotation, molecular function: protein binding. NCBI's taxonomy places the organism in Eukaryota, Metazoa, Chordata, Aves, Passeriformes, Acanthisittidae.
GUGCCUGUGUCUACCAAGGCUCCUUGCAUGAGAAUAACACAACUUGGAAGCCAGAUUCCUGCCAAGAGUGCUGGUGCCAGAGUAGUAUUGUCACCUGUGAGCCUGCUGUCUGCAAACCCCCCCAGUGUGACUUCCAGAAGGGAGAAGUGCUCCAAAUAGCCUCCAACAAGUGCUGCCCUGAGUGUGCCUCCCGAGCCGAAGGAUUCUGCCAGCAUGAAGGACAGAUCCACAGUCACGGCACGCAGUGGGACAGCUCGGGAUGUGUCCAGUGCUCCUGUGCCCAUGGGAAGGUGAGCUGCACCCCCAGGAGCUGCCCAGCCCUGCCCUGUGGACAAGGAGAGCUGCAGUACACUGUUGAGGGCUCCUGCUGUCCCCAGUGUGUGGGCCGUGGUGAGCCUUGCUCCUUCGAUGGCCACGUGUUCCAGGACGGGGAGGGCUGGCGCCUCGGUCGCUGCUCCAGAUGUGUCUGCAGGGAUGGCACUGCUCAGUGCUCCACAGCCUCCUGCCAACCUCUGCUCUGCAGCCAGGAUGAAGUUCUGGCUCUGCCUCCUGGAAGAUGCUGCCCAGAGUGUGUCCCCCAGCCCUGCUCGGUGUCAGGAACAGUGUACCAGCAUGGGGAACAGUGGAAGAAAACUGCCUGCACUGUUUGUGCAUGUCACAGAGGGGAAGUCAAGUGUCGGAGGGAGAGCUGUGGCUCUGUUACCUGUGAGAAGGGGGAGAAGCAAGUGCAGCGUCCUGGGCAGUGCUGUGAGCAGUGUGUGUCAUCCAGAGGGAGCUGCUUGCAUGGUGGCACCAUCAGGUACCACGGGGAGAUGUGGAACAGCACCCACUGUGACUUCUGCAUGUGUGAUGAAGGCCAAGUCACCUGCCAGCAUGCAGAGUGUGCCAAAGUGGAGUGUGCCAAGGGGGAAAAAUUAAUUCACUUAGAGGGGAAGUGCUGUCCUGAAUGUAUCUCCAGUCAGAGUCACUGUGUUUACAAAGGACAUACCAAAGCUGAUGGAGAGACGUGGGUGGAAGGACCGUGCCGAGAGUGCGAGUGCCACGACGCGGAGGUGACCUGUUUCCAGCGCUCCUGCCCGCCCUGCCCGCCGGGCAGCACGGCUCUGCAGCUCCAGGGGCACUGCUGUCCCCACUGCCAGCCAGGUGAGUGCCACCCAGACUGUGUGAGCUGCUCUCAGGGCCCUGAUCAUUGUGACUCCUGCCACGACCCGAAGAAGCUGCUGCAGAGUGGGCACUGUGUGGAGAUGUGUGCCCUGGGCUUCUACCAGGAUGGGGACACCUGCCUAGCCUGCAAUGAGACCUGCUCAGCCUGUACCAGUGGGUUCGAGUGCUCCGCGUGCCAGGCGUCCCUGCUGCUGAAGGAUGGGCAGUGUGUGACCUCCUGUGGGAAGGGAUACUUCCAGGAUCAGCUCAUCUGCACAGCUUGUCACUGGUCCUGCUCCUCGUGCUGGGGAGCUGCUGAGAGCCACUGCCUGUCCUGCAGGGACCCAGCACUCGUGCUGCAGGCAGGGCUGUGCCUGGCCAGCUGCAGACAGGGCUUUUACCCCAAGGACGGAAUCUGCACUGCCUGUGACCAGUCCUGUGAAACAUGCUCUCCAGAGCCAGCCAGGUGUGUGACCUGUGCCUCAGGUAAGCUGUUACAUGAUGGGAAGUGCAUGUCAGAGUGCCCAGAUGGAUAUUUCCCGAGCAGCAGUGGACGAUGCAGAGCUUGUCACGCUUCGUGCUCCACAUGUCAGGGACCUCUGGCUACUCACUGCACCUCCUGUUCCUUUCCUCUGGCACUGCACCAGGGCCAGUGCCUGCAGAGCUGUGGAGAAGGAUUUUACCAGGAUCACAACAUCUGCAAGGGUUGCCACCCGUCGUGCCGUGCAUGCUCUGGCCCCGGGGCCAUGCAGUGCCUGCAGUGCAGCUCUCCUGAGGAUGUCCUGCAGCCUCGGCCGCCCAGGGAAGGAGCUCUGCACGGCCUCUGCCUCCCUCACUGCCAAGCCCAGUUCUAUGUGGACAGCACAGGAGUGUGCAGAGCCUGUCACCCAUCCUGCAAGACAUGCCAUGGCCCCUCUGACUGGGAGUGCCUGACCUGCCAUCCCCAUGCCACUCUGGCUCGUGGCAAGUGCAGGACUAGCUGCAAGGAAGAGCAGUACCUCAACCUGGUGGGAUAUUGUGUGGACUGCCACCCUUUGUGCCAUCAGUGUGUGGCCAACCUGAGGGACACUGGCAGCAUCUGCCUCAAGUGCCAGAACGCCCGGCACCUGCUCCUGGGGGAUCACUGCCUUCCUGAGUGCCCAGCGGGAUACUACCCGGAGAAUGGUGCCUGCCAAA